CGACGACAAGCCUGGAAUCUGAGGCGCGCCGUCUUUGCCCCACCUCACUUCCUUUCUUCGUUGCUGGCGCCGAUACGCCAUGGCACCGACGACCCAGGAGCUGAGCAAGCUCGUUGAGACGAAGAAAGAGCAUGCUGCGGCAGCGCUGGAGAAGGUUGGGGGCGUUGAGGGCGUUGCCCGGAGCUUGAACGUCACGUUGGAGCAUGGCCUCGACUCGAAAAAUGCCGCCGACCUCGCCGCCCGCGAAGCGCAGUACGGCAAAAACUACAUCGAGGCGGAGAAACCGCUCACAUUGUUUCAAUUGAUGUGGCAAGCGUUCAAUGAUUUAACCAUUAUCGUGUUGACGUGUGCCGGGACGAUUUCCCUCGUCCUCGGGUUCAUCCCCAUGCCCAAGUCGUCGUCUGCGGCGGUAGAAGCUGCUCCUGAUGACUCGGAAUCGACGUGGAUCGAAGGCGCGUCCAUCUUGUUUGCCGUGCUCAUCGUGACGUUCGUGACCGCCAUCAACGACUACCAGAAAGAACAACAAUUCCGCGCAUUGAACGCCGUCAAGGAGGACGAGAAGAUCAAGGUCAUUCGCAACGGCGUGCCGGCUGAGGUGAGCAAGUUCAGCUUGGUCGUGGGGGACAUUGUCCGCGUGGACUUGGGCGACAUCAUCCCGGCGGACGGGCUCGUGUUUGACGAGAGUGACCUAAAGCUGGACGAAAGCGCCAUGACGGGCGAGUCGUUUUUGAUCAAGAAGGACCGCAAGGAAAAUCCAUUCUUGCUGUCCGGUACCAAGGUGAUGGAAGGCGUCGGGAAGAUGCUCGUGGUCGCAGUCGGCGAGAACUCGCAGUCGGGACAGAUCACUCAGUUGAUCGCGGGCAAGGGACCAUCUACGAAACCUACUUCUCCCAAAGCCGCGUCCGAGUCGACGCCGUUGCUUGCCAAAACGACUUCUGCUGCUGAGGAAGUGCCAGACGACGAGCACGACGAAGUUGUGUCCCCGCUGCAAGGCAAGCUCGACAGUUUGACCAUGAUGAUCGGAUCCAUGGGAGUGUACACGGCGUUGUUUGUGUUCUUGGCCAUGGUGGUCCGCUUCUCGGUGGUCAAAUUCUGGAUUCACGGCGAGCCCUGGAGCAACGAGUUCCUCAAGGAUUACUUGAACCACUUCAUCCUCGGCGUGACGGUGCUGGUGGUGGCGAUUCCAGAAGGCUUGCCCCUGGCCGUCACCAUCGCCUUGGCAUUUUCCGUCAAGAAAAUGCUCAAGGACAACAACCUGGUGCGCCACCUGGACGCGUGCGAGACGAUGGGCAGCGCCACGACCAUUUGCUCGGACAAAACAGGCACCCUCACCACGAACCGCAUGACCGUCAUGGAGUGCUACCUCGGCCAGCAUGAGUUCACGUCGGUUGGUCCUCUCCGUGUACAAGCGAGCGCCGACACGAAAGACAUUUUGUGCAAAUGCAUCUGUCUCAACUCGACGGCCGAGAUCCUCCCGCCCAAGCACGUCGGCAGCCAGCCCGAGCACACGGGCAACAAAACCGAGUGCGCGUUGCUCCAGCUCGCCGCCGACUUGGGCGUGCAAUACGCCGACGUCCGCAAGGAGACGGAACUGUUGCGCAUGAUCACGUUCAGCAGCGCCAAGAAGCGCAUGUCGGUGGUCGUGCCGCUGUCCGACUCCAAGGUCCGCAUCUUCACCAAGGGGGCGAGUGAAAUCGUGUUGGGUUUGUGCACGUCGCAGCUCCACUUGGACGGCACCACGUCCGAAUUCACGACUGCCGACAAAGCCAACGUCAACUCGACCGUGAUUGAAAAGUUUGCCGAGCAAGCGUACCGCACCUUGUCCUUGGCGUACCGCGAUGUGGACGUCACCGCCGACGAGAUCAAGGACCCGUCGCAAUGGUCAGACGACGACAUUGAGAAAGACUUGACGUGCAUCUGCAUCGUCGGGAUUGAAGACCCCGUGCGCGAAGAAGUGCCCGAGUCGAUUCGCCAGUGCAACCGCGCUGGCAUUGUCGUGCGCAUGGUGACGGGCGACAACAUCGCGACGGCGAGGUCCAUUGCGCUCAAGUGCGGCAUCUUGACCCCCGGGGACAAGUCGAUCGUCAUGGAAGGCGCGACGUUCCGGGCUCGCGUGCACGAUGCCAACGGCAACUUUUUACAAGACGAGUUCGAUAAGAUCUGGCCAAACUUGCGCGUGCUGGCUCGGUCCAGUCCCAAGGACAAGCAUACGUUGGUGACAGGUUUGAUUCAAUCGGACGUCAAGGCGUAUGGCCCGCAGGUGGUGGCCGUGACGGGGGAUGGCACGAACGACGCGCCGGCGCUCAAGAAGGCGGACGUCGGGUUCGCGAUGGGCAUUUGCGGCACGGCGGUCGCCAAGGACGCGUCGGACAUCAUCCUCAUGGACGACAACUUUCGGUCCAUCGUGAGCGCGGUCAAGUGGGGCCGCAACGUGUACGACUCGAUCGCCAAGUUCCUCCAGUUCCAGCUCACGGUCAACUUGGUGGCCAUCACAAUCGCCAUUGUUGGCGCCGUCUUCUUGGAGGAAUCUCCAUUGACCGCGAUCCAGUUGCUGUGGGUCAACUUGAUCAUGGACACGUUUGCGUCGCUGGCGCUGGCCACCGACAGCCCGACGCAAGCCAUGCUCGAGCGCAAGCCAUACCCGCGCACGAUGCCGCUCAUUUCGGGCCGCAUGACCAAACAUAUUCUGGGUCAGGGCAUGUACCAGUUGGCCGUGCUUGUCACGCUCGCGUUUGCCGGCGACAAGAUUCUCGGCAUCCCAUCCGGUCGUAAGUACGAACGCGAGUCGAGUGAGCCAUCGGUGCACUACACGAUCAUCUUCAACACGUUUGUGUUCUUGCAAGUGUUCAACGAGAUCAACGCCCGCCGCAUCCACGACGAACUGAAUGUGUUUCAAGGGAUCUUUGCCAACAAGUUGUACGUGGCGAUCUCGGUAUUUCAAGUCGUCAUGCAAGUAGUGAUCGUCCAGUUCGGGUCGGUUGUGUUUGGAUGCCACGCGUUGGACUCGACCCAAUGGGCCAUCUGCGUCGGGCUUGGUGCGAUCUCGCUGCCCCUCAGCGUCGUCCUUCGGCUGAUCCCUGUGCCCGUCGCCCUCGGAUUCGAACCGGAGAACCAACCCCACGCCGCCCACGACGCAUUCGUCCGCGGCGUGACCCGUGUGCAGACGCAAAUUCGCGUCGUCAACGCUUUCAAGCGCCCGUUGGUUCAGCGCCGCAACUCGGUCCUCGCGACCGCUUAACGUGUCCUCCGUCGACCUCUGCCAUUCGCGAGAUAACAUUGUUAGAAUACAUUAUGUGCAUCAUCAUCCACCAUGGGACUAUGGUUCAUAUCCCGGCGUCGACGAGACUGGUGCAACGCGCGGACAUGCCAUGCGCCUGUGGUCUCUCCGCCCCCCAUGCGCAGCCGAUGUCAGCCGCACGAUGUGAUCCGCCGGGCGAUGCUGUACAUCUCGGACGUGACGUUGCGC
Molecule: messenger RNA, 3466 nt
Organism: Aphanomyces invadans
Lineage: Eukaryota; Oomycota; Saprolegniomycetes; Saprolegniales; Verrucalvaceae
Product: calcium-translocating P-type ATPase, PMCA-type
Exons: 1
Coding region: 80-3238 (1052 amino acids)
Biological process (GO): calcium ion transmembrane transport
Cellular component (GO): membrane; intracellular membrane-bounded organelle
Molecular function (GO): P-type calcium transporter activity; ATP hydrolysis activity; ATP binding
Source: RefSeq, a predicted model, not a curated record